AUGGAACAAGUCUACUCAAAAGCAUCUAACAUGGCUAUUCUUGUGGUCACCUUCAACUACCGAAAUCAGAUCAUGGUUAUAAGAUGGGUAAAGACCCAUAUAAGCAAGUUCGGAGGGGACCCCAAUCAUAUUGUCAUUGGCGGCGACAGCGCCGGUGCAGCCUCUAUUACAUUUCUUCUUUCAGCCUACGGGGCAAACGAUGAGGGCCUUUUUCAUGCCGCUGCUGCAGAAUCGCAAAGCUUCGGUCCCGUGCGGACGAUCGAUCAGAGCCAGUUUGCUUAUAAUAGCCUCGUUAUCCGCACCGGUUGCGCACACCGGAUCUCACCGUAUGCGUUGCUCGUACCAGUGAUUCAUCUUCGCCAGGUGGUCAAAUCUGAUAUUAGGGAGUUGGCUCUGGAUGAAGGUAUCGGCUUCCCCCACAGUGGAGUGUUCGCUACAGCUGGAAUGAACGGUUGGAACUAUUACUACGCUGUUGAAGACCCAGCUGCGGAAGCUUCUGGCGAAGGAGUUAGAGCCAUACGGUGGAAGCCAAUGCCAUCUGGGGACCCCAUGAUGCAGGGCUACUGGACCAGUUCCAUCAAGUCCUUCGAUCCCAAUCCGCACCGUCACCCCGGCAGCCCGGAGUGGAAGACAUGGGGUGACAGAGAGGACUACAGUCGCAUUUUCAUCCGAACCAACCACACCGUAAUGGAGACGGUGCCGGUAGCACAGAGGGAGCGAUGCGAUCACUGGGUGAGUAUAGGGACGGAUCUUUCGCAGUGA
Molecule: messenger RNA, 762 nt
Organism: Aspergillus sclerotioniger CBS 115572
Lineage: Eukaryota; Fungi; Ascomycota; Eurotiomycetes; Eurotiales; Aspergillaceae
Product: putative triacylglycerol lipase
Exons: 6
Coding region: 1-762 (253 amino acids)
Source: RefSeq, a predicted model, not a curated record